AUGGCCAUGGCAUUUCCUACUUCAGCUGAAGCAAUGACGAAAUUGCUACGUUCCAAAGAAAUUAAAACGGAAGAAUUAGCAAAGAUCAUGCAGAAAUUUGAUGAUUUGACAUUCUGUUUUCCAAAUAAAGAAAUCUUUGCUAUCGAGUUGAUUCAAGAUAGAUGGAAUGAUGUGAAGAGACCAGAAUUCAAACUGGAUUCCAUGAUAUGGGAGACGUACGUCGAUAUGUGGGCGAAAGUCAAUAAUGAUGAGAGGCUUUUCAAGAAAAUUUUUAAAAAUUUGAAGUUCACUAAUCUACUAAUUCAAACUUUCCAAAUACAGAACGACCCGAACGGCGUAUUCCUCAGGAAACUUCUAAGAACAUGCAAGUUGAUUAACUCAAUGGUUACAAUAGACGUAUCUUUUGAUAAUAGUUGCAAACUCUUGGCUGGCGCAUUAAAAUGCCUUUUGAUCGUCUCCAUUGACGAAUUUGAUAACACAGAGAGGAAUGCGUUACUCAUGGAACUAAUGACUAUGGCUGAAUUAGAUCAUAUCCCAGAAGUCACAGGGAAAUCAUCAAACAUCUAUUGCAGUACUAUGCUAUAUCCUACAAUCAACUACGUUGCACAAACAUCUCAAAAUAAUGCUGAUUCAGUAACCAAACUUUCUGGAUAUUUGGGGAAGUUUGUAUUCCAUGAAAAUAAUAAUUCAAAUUUGGCAAAAUUAUUGGGAAAAUUUUUUGAAACUAAUAAAACUUUAGAUUCUGCCGUUGUCAUGGUACUUUUCCAAAAAGCCAUACAAUUCUUAUCAAAGAACAACUUCAAAGAGUUAGAAAUUUUAUUCACAUUUAUCGUAACUAUUCAACCUUCAAUAACGGCAGCUCUAUUGAACGAACUCUCAUUAUCAAAGAAGACCAUGUCCCAUGAUUUUCUAACUGAACUGUUCAAGAAGAACCUUGAAUCGAAUGAAACACAUAGUGAAACUUUCUGGAAUCUAUUCUUACAACUUUUAAAUCUAGACAUUGAAAUUGGUAUUGAAAAUUCUGAUACUUUAAUGAACUUGAUCGAAGAGAAUUUCAAAGAAAGAGCCACAUUUGUGACCAAACUUUGGGCUAAACUCGUUUCAUGUUAUAUAAAUGCAAGAGAAUUGCCACAAUUUUUGAAAAAAUGGCAAGAUUAUUCAAUUAGUCAACAAUCGCAACUAUUUAUGGAGACUCCAGAGCUUUCUAUGGAAGUCUCCAAGGGUAUUGUAAAUUUAUCAACAAGCCAACUGAGGGAAAUAUUAUCACAAACAGUGGACACUAUAAUAAAUGGCUCAGAAGAUCAAUACGGAUACAGUGCAUUGAGAACCUAUUUAAAGGGCCUGCCGAUGCUAUCGUUUACCAUUCUACCAGAAUUUAAGCAUGUUCUCUCAAAAAUUUUCGAAAUUGAAGAAAUGGAUAAAUUCUGGGACAUCAAAUAUUUGAUUUUGAAUGUCUAUGACGAUAUAUUGCCUGCUCAAUCUAUUUCUACCGAAGAAAUCAAUCUACUACUAAACCAUUCGGAUAAUGAAUCCGCUGAAUUCUAUUAUUACUUCUUCAAAUUAAGAGAAUAUGAAGCUUUUGAUUUCACCAAAAUCGAAUCGAGAUUAAUGGCCCUCUUAGAAAGUGACGGACUUUCUAGCGAUGCCAGGCGUACCUUCUUGGAAAAUACCUUUGUAAAUUGGUCUUCAAUAAUUAAUUCAGCGUUUUCAAAAGAAAAUAUCAACAAGUUGAUCUCAAUGAUUGUAACGAAGGUGGAAUAUAUUGAUUUACUGAAUAUAUUUUUCGAAAAUGACGAUUUUUUCGAAGAAGAUAACAUUGUAUUUCACCUUGUCAAUAAUAUUUCCAAAUUAUGCAAUGAAGGAUCUGCUAUUACCUUUAUGACUAAAAUACCAUUACAAUGCUAUAAUAAAAACACCAGAAUUGAACUUAUUAACACUCUUUCUUCAAAAUCUGUUCUGACAUCGUCGGAUAUAAAUUUAUUAGUACAUUUGUUAGCAAGCCCAACAUUCAAAUCAAACAUCGAGAGGCAGUUCGAAAGACUACAAGAUCUUACCUCGAAAACAUCAGAUACCACAUCUUCUUUAAAUAAAUUCAACACGAUCGUCUUUGAAACAGUAUGGAAAAAUCAUGUUUUACAGAUCAAAGAAGCAACCAGUAGAACAUUUGUCGAUUCUGUCAUCAGUGAAAUAUCUGACAGGCUACUCGGGACUAACUUCGAUAGACUUGGCGUUGAAUUGGCGUAUUCGAUUUUGACCACUUCUCCAACAGAGAUAGCCAAGGAUCUAGCACACAAAUUCAUCAACUUUGGAUUCCAUACAAUAAAGUCGUCUGAUAUAGACGACAGCCUAUUAUCAUGGAUGUUAAACUGUCUUUACACAAUUUUUAUGAACAUUGUGGUUAUUACUGAUGAACAGAAAUCAGCAAUCAAAUCGAUAACGGCAGAUCUAAUGAAAAGGAACAAUAUUGAUGCAUCACUACUAAGUUCCACCUUUUUACUCAACUCGGUCUUUUUCGAUGACAAAUUACAACUUCUAUAUGCUCAAUAUAUCGUUGCGAGAACUAUGGGUUGCCAGAAAGAUAUUUUAUUGCCUUCGGUGGAAGCAGUCAUAGCUCGUAAAGUCAAAGAAGAGACAGGUUAUGAUGAUUUCAAUUCUGCUUUUGCAUCUACAGUUAAAUGUUUCGCAGAGCCUAUCACAGAUGUAUAUCUUGAAUGCACGAUAGAGCUAUACCAAGUACAAACAAGACAUAUUUCUAAAGGCAACACGAUAGGGUCACACCUUUUCGUAAAAUCAAUAAUUGAAUUCUACACAAAUCUAUUAAACCUCAAUGCUUCGGUGGAACAAGCGUUGGCUCUCGUUGCAGUUUUACAAGAUCUUCUGGUUUCAAAACCAUGGUUAUUCACUCAAUACUGUGUUGAAAUCUUAUUUGCAUUAUGUUUUGCAUUGUCCAACCUCAUAAUCUCAGCAUCAAAUAGUACAGAGAACAAUGAUGAAAUAUUUAUUGGCACUAUAAAAAUUAUAUCAAAUAUAUUAUUAGUUCAUAGGGUUAAAUUAUCCAAUCGUCAACAUUUAGUCAAUACAUUAUUGUGCCAAUACUUGGAUAUCAUCUCUCAAAGCAAAAAAAAGAAUUUAACCUCAGAAUCUGCUAAAGCUCUUUCAAGAUUGAUAACAGAUUUUUGUGAACCAUCUAACAUUUCUAAUAACAAAAACGAUAGUAAAUUAAAUUCUCAAGUAAGUACUAUUAGACAAAGGUUGAGGAGAGAUGUACCAUUUUUAUUAAUAAAAUAUAUUCAUCUAUCGAUUAUCUCACCAUUUGACUCGUCCAUUAGAAGGGAAUUGACACGAGGUAUAUUCUCUAUUUUCAAUUUGCUAUCCCAAAAUGACCUCAGCAUGGUCAAUUCCAUAUUAGACUCUGCUGGUAAGCAAUAUUUCAGGUCACUAUAUGUCGAAUAUAAAAAAUCUGGAAAAUGGCGUGAGGAUUGA
Messenger RNA from Kazachstania africana CBS 2517, 3483 nucleotides. It is a transcript of the gene URB2, whose product is annotated as ribosome biogenesis protein URB2. The transcript has a single exon. Bases 1 to 3483 code for a protein of 1160 amino acids. NCBI's taxonomy places the organism in Eukaryota, Fungi, Ascomycota, Saccharomycetes, Saccharomycetales, Saccharomycetaceae. The record is from RefSeq and is a predicted model, not a curated record. Gene Ontology annotation, biological process: ribosome biogenesis. Gene Ontology annotation, cellular component: nucleolus.